Molecule: messenger RNA, 1438 nt
Organism: Catharus ustulatus (Swainson's thrush)
Lineage: Eukaryota; Metazoa; Chordata; Aves; Passeriformes; Turdidae
Gene: SNX11
Product: sorting nexin 11
Exons: 7
Coding region: 77-916 (279 amino acids)
Biological process (GO): intracellular protein transport
Molecular function (GO): phosphatidylinositol binding
Source: RefSeq, a predicted model, not a curated record
GCCAGAAACGCGCGCGCCGCCGCCGCUGCUUAAAGGGGCCGCGGGCUCUGCGAGAUGUUCCCCGCUGGGCUCUAGGAUGUUGGAGAACCGAGAGGAAGAGCUGACCACGGUGCGGGUGCAGGAUCCCCGCGUGCACAACGAGGGCUCCUGGAAUUCCUACGUGGAUUACAAGAUCUUCCUGCACACCAACAGCAAGGCUUUCACCGCCAAGACCUCGUGCGUGCGGCGCCGCUACCGCGAGUUCGUGUGGCUGAGGAGGCAGCUCCAGAAAAACGCGGGAUUGGUGCCGGUGCCGGAGCUGCCGGGAAAAUCGGCGUUCUUCGUGGGCAGCAGCGAUGAGUUCAUCGAGAGGCGGCGGCAGGGGCUGCAGCAGUUCCUGGAGAGGGUGGUGCAGAGCGCCGUGCUGCUCUCCGACAGCCGCCUGCACCUGUUCCUGCAGAGCCAGCUGCCCGUGGCCGCCAUCGAGGCGUGCGUGCAGGGCCGGGGGCCGCACUCGGUCACCGAGGCCAUCCUGCACUACGCCAUGGCCGGCUGUGCCUGGGGACAGCGCGGGGACAGCGCGGGGCUGUGGGGACAGCGCGGGGACAGCGCGGCCCCGCCCGCCGCCAGCUGUGCUGGCCUGGAGAGCUUCCCCUACUGGGGUGACUUUGGCAUGGACGAGGCGCGGCCGGAGAGCCCGGCUGGACACCAAGUGACCCCUCUGGAGAGCCCAGAGAGCCCAACUGGACACCAAGUGACCCCUCUGGAGAGCCCAGAGAGCCCAGCUGGACACAGAGUGACCCCUCUGGAGAACCUGAAAUGUCCAGCUGGACAUGAAAUGACCCCUUUGGAGAACCUGGAAUGUCCAGCUGGGCACGGAGUGACCCCUCUGGAGAGCUUGGAAGAGCCCCAGAAUGUCCAGCCAGACACUGAGUGACCCCUCUGGAGAACCUGGAAUGUCCAGCUGGACACUGAGUGAUCCCUCUGGAGAGCCCAGAGAGCCCAGCUGGACACAGAGUGACCCCUCUGGACACUUGAGUGACCCCUCUAGACAGUCUGGAAUGUCCAGCUGGACAGUGAGUGACCCCUCUGGAGAACGUGGAAUGUCCAGCUGGACACUGAGUGACCCCUCUGGACACCCCCAGGCCCCGCUGCCCUCGCUGGGAGAGGGAUCAGCGCGGAGCCACUGGGAUGGACUGGGAGCACUGGGAAUGCGGCUCCAGCCGUGUCUGAGCUCCUUCCCAGCAGAUUCCUGAUGUUCCUGAUAUUCCCAGAAGUGAUUUCCUCACUCUGCUCCUGCCUCAAAUCCCUCUGGAAUUCCCAAACGUGGCUCUAAUCCCUCUGGAAUUCCCAAACUGAACUAAUCAGAGCCGAGCUUCCCACUGGGAAAAGGGAGGGAUGGGGCUGGAAUUUGUGUCCCCUUCCCUUCCAGGGAUUUUUGGGAAAGCAGGAGCAGCUC